UAUUCUACAAUUUGACCUUUUUAUAAACCCUUCCUUUCUCAACGUACUCAACUUAAUCUUUCCACAAUAAUUGUGACUUCCUUUUUCGCCACUUAGUAUUAAUACUACACGCUUCAUAAUGAAAUGGCGUUUUCCGCGUGUGCAGUUCUUUAUAAUUUGAAUACUUUGUCCAGUAGCAAUUUUCUUACUUCUGCUUUGAUGGCAUUUAUGGUGGUAACCUAUCCUGUUCCCGACAUUAAUGUCUGCUCCGAUUUCCAAAAUUGCCGGCUGUUUUACACGGAGCCGCCCACGGAAAUGGCCCAUCUCCGGCAUCCUUAUAAUUUUCUGCUUUUUGAAAACGGCACCAUUCUACUCGGACAAGCCUGGCCGCAGAUACGGAGUGACGGCACUCCAACGCCGCUCGUUAUCGCGAUUGUCCGAGGCACACGAGAUGGUGGAUACCGACCGCUUUCACAGGCCGCUGUAAAGGUCAUCAACAGCAUCUUGGACUGCUCUGAGGAGUACGUCCCCGGCAACUACCAGUCCAUCCGCACGGCCGUUACUGCACUGCAAACGCCGAUGUCUGUUCUGCGAUUCCGCCGCGGAGCUGAUUUAAACGAUACCCAGAAUUUAACUGGCCAAACGCCACUCAACGCAUCCAGCUCAACGAAUAACACCAACACGCUGCCGCUGUUUAAUAGCAACGCAACGGGCAACGCUUCGACGAACACCGACAGCACAGCAUCGUUCAAUAUAACGGACAACGACACACAUUCUUCAGGCAACACUACACGUAUAGAUAAACCAGCGUUGGGUGCGGAGAGCACCGCCAAGACCACAUCAACCGCAGCGGUAACCACUCCAGCGACAAAAGCUUCGGCUGUCGUGCACGUGGCGACGAAAGCAGCGGCGGAUGCCGGUAUUGCACUGGGCGUGCUGGCCUUGAUAACGUCGGCGCUGCUGGUCGGUUAUCUGUACGUGCAGCACCGACGCACCGAGACACGGGGAAUACAUAAUAUGCAACCGCGCAAUGCCCACCGGCCGCGAUCGCUGGAGGUGGACCUCGAGGAAAAUCGCUUUGCUGAACGAGGGCGAUCGAAUCAACAGGACGCACGGAACCUUUAAUUUAGGAGUAAAUACAGUAAAAUUCUGACCCCGAAGCUAAUAUGACCCCAUGCUAUCCACGGUGCACACUUCAACUGCAGUUUCAUUAUUCUUGUUACUCUGCCAAGUGCCCACCAGUUUUUUUCGUCUCGGCAUUUGCUGGACUUUGAACAUAAUAAUACAUAGGUAUAUCAUUUCAAUUGGCUGAUUGUCAAAAACAGAAGUGAAAAAUAUGGAAAAUAAAUUAUGUUUAAUAGAGAUUGAUCGGU
Molecule: messenger RNA, 1352 nt
Organism: Paramacrobiotus metropolitanus
Lineage: Eukaryota; Metazoa; Tardigrada; Eutardigrada; Parachela; Macrobiotidae
Exons: 6
Coding region: 124-1104 (326 amino acids)
Source: RefSeq, a predicted model, not a curated record